CCCCUCUCACGCCAGUAUGGCCGCCGUCCUGUAGCCGUUGGUGAGUGCAGAUUCAAGAUUAUAGCUUUAAACUUUGAAACAAUGUCGGCUUUACUUUCACUGAGCAAGUCUCUGAGCAGACUGCCACCGAGUGUCGCUCGGCAGGUGGUCGGCUGCUGUUAUCACACCGAGAAAGGAGUUUACGGUUACCGACCCAAACAGACCGAGAGACAGCACAAGUUACACAGCGACCGCAUCGCAGCGCUGAACCAAGAUCAUGGUUUGGCCCGUCUGGUGGAGGCGUACAGAGCACAUGGCCACAAGGCUGCUAAAAUUAACCCCUUACUGCCCCAAAAGCCUGUUGUUGACAGCGUCGCGGAGAUUACCGUGCUGACCGGCACCAUCACUGGACUGCUCAACACCUCAGGACUACGACACUUCGGCAAAGCAGAGGCCUCUGUGGAGGAGGUUCAGGCUUACCUGGAAGGAGCCUACUGUGGCCACCUGUCUGUGGAGACCAGCCAGCUGAGCAGCCUGGAGGAGAGGGAAUGGUUCGCCGACCGCUUUGAGGAGCUCAAGAAGAAUAGUUUCUCCACUGAGGAGAGGAGGCAGCUGGCCAAGAUCAUGCUGGAGUCUCAGGAAUUUGACCAUUUUCUGGCCACUAAGUUUGCCACUGUGAAACGUUACGGAGGAGAAGGAGCAGAGAGCAUGAUGGGCUUCUUCUACGAGCUUUUUCACCACGCGGCCCACAGUGGAGUCACUGACAUCGUUAUCGGCAUGCCCCACAGAGGCCGACUCAACCUCCUCACAGGCCUGCUGAAGUUCCCACCAGAGCUCAUGUUCCGUAAGAUGCGUGGCCUCAGCGAGUUCCCCGAGACCUCACCUGCCAUCGGUGACGUCCUCUCCCACCUCACCUCCUCAGUGGAGCUGGAUUUCGGAGCCGAGCACCCUCUUCAUGUGACCAUGCUGCCCAACCCAUCUCACCUCGAGGCCAUCAAUCCCGUGGCUCAGGGCAAAACCCGAGCCAGGCAGCAGCUCAGGCAGGAAGGAGACUAUUCACCUGAAGACAGCGCUCAGCCCGGGGACCAAGUCAUCUGUCUGCAGGUCCACGGUGAUGGCUCUUUCACUGGCCAAGGGAUCGUCCCAGAAACUUUGACCAUUUCAAACCUCCCUCACUACAGAGUCGGAGGGAGCAUCCACCUCAUCGUGAACAACCAAGUGGGUUACACCACUCCAUCCGAGAGAGGGAGAUCCUCUCUGUACUGUAGUGAUGUCGGUAAGAUGGUGAACUGUGCUGUGAUCCAUGUGAACGGCGAUGAUGCAGAGGAGGUGAUGCGGGCCACUCGGCUGGCUGUGGAAUACCAGCGGCUCUUCAGGAAAGACGUCAUCCUGGACCUGAUCUGCUACCGUCAGUGGGGCCACAACGAGCUGGAUGAGCCUUUCUUCACCAACCCGGCCAUGUACAAGAUCAUCCGAUCCAGAAAGAGCGUCCCUGAUUCCUACUCAGAACAGCUGAUCUCUGAGGGUCUGAUGACCGACGUCGAGCGUGACGAGAUCAAGUCCAAACACUACGGCAUGCUCAACGACAAGCUGGCCAACAUGACCCUGUACAGCCCUCCGCCCACCAACCUGCAGGGCCGCUGGGGGGAUCUGGUGGAACCCCAGGCCAAAAUCACAACCUGGGACACGGGCGUCCCCAUUCCCCUGCUGCAGUUUGUAGGAGCAAAAUCUGUGGACAUCCCCGAGCAAAUCCAGCUGCACAGCCACCUCGGAAAAACCCACGCACAGGCUCGACUGAACAAGUUGGAAGAAGGGACCAAAUUGGACUGGUCUACCGCGGAGGCUUUGGCUUUCGGCUCCCUCCUUUCCCAAGGCUUUAAUAUUCGAAUCAGUGGACAGGACGUUGGAAGAGGCACUUUCAGUCAGAGACACGCUAUGGUGGUGUGUCAAGACACUAAUGACAUGCACAUCCCUCUGAACCACAUCAGCCCUCAGCAGACAGGUUUCCUCGAGGUGUGUAACAGCCCGCUGUCUGAGGAGGCGGUGCUUGGAUUUGAGUACGGUAUGAGUAUCGCACAGCCGAAGCUCCUGCCCAUCUGGGAGGCUCAGUUUGGAGAUUUCUUCAACGGAGCGCAGAUCAUCUUUGACACUUUCCUCUCUGGAGGUGAAGCCAAGUGGCUGCUCCAGAGUGGGCUGGUGAUCUUGCUGCCUCACGGCUACGAUGGAGCCGGACCUGAACACUCAUCCUGCCGUAUGGAGCGCUUCCUCCAGAUGUGUGACAGUAAAGAAGAGGGUGUGGACGGUGACAGUGUGAACAUGGCUGUGGUCAACCCCACCACGUCUGCUCAGUACUUCCACCUGCUGCGGAGACAAAUGAUCCGUAACUUCCGUAAACCUCUUAUCGUGGUUGGGCCCAAGACACUGCUCAGGUUUUCUGGGGCGGCGUCCAGUCUGACUGACAUGGCACCAGGAACAUCUUUUAGACCGGUGCUGGGUGACACCUCAGUCUCAGCAGAAAGUGUCCAGAAGGUGGUGCUGUGCUCUGGGAAGCAUUACUAUGCCCUGCUGAAACACAAGGAGACCUCAGCAGCCAACCAGAACACAGCGCUCAUCCGAGUGGAGGAGCUGUGUCCGUUCCCACUGGACGCUCUGCAGCAGGAGCUCAAAAAAUAUCCCGCCGCCAAAGAGUUUGUUUGGAGUCAGGAGGAGCCGCAGAACAUGGGUCCCUGGUCUUUUGUAGCACCCAGGUUUGAGAAGCAGCUGGCCUGCAAGCUCCGGUUAGUGAGCCGACCUGCGCUGCCCGCCCCUGCUGUGGGAAUCGGGACCCUCCAUCACCAGCAGCAAGAGGCCAUCCUCACUGCGACCUUCUCCUGAAACACUCAACUGGACUGGGAACUAAAAUAACCAGUAUGAAAGCAUUAGCACUUCACAACGUACUGGUAUAUGCUGUGCCAAACCAUCGCUGCUAAUGUGCUGCACGGCAGAUACACGGGACCUUUACAAGAUGUGCGGUUCAAAAGAUAAAUUGCUGACUAACAUAAAGAACAGAUGAAAGAGAGAGUUGAAAGUAUUGUUAAUUAUUUUUAUCUCUUACAGCGAAACACAAGUUUUUAAUUAUUAUGUUUGUGGUUUAAAGAAAAUGUUUGAAUUCUAGUCUGCUUGUUUUUUCCCCUUUUUUCUCAUUUACUGUGCGUGUUUUCUUCAUGAGUUCAGCUACAAAGCGCUGUUGUUAGAAAAAGGAUAAUUGCUAAUGCAGUUGGGAUCUGAAUCGAGGCCUUAGAAACGAUGUUUACAAUGGGAGUGACGUUAAGACGCGCUGUCGGCUGACCAUGGUAUUUGUAACGCUGGGUACUGUAUCUGUGAAACUGGUACGAACUCCACAUUUUUGGAAUCAAAACUGUUAAAUUGUCUCAUGCACUCAGUCUGCACAUGCUGUCCAUUUUUAGAAAUACCCUUGAAAUACUUAUGUAAGAACGAGAUUUCUGAAGAAACAAAAAAAAAGGUUUGUUACCAUUUUGAAUGUUGCAUCCAAACAUGACGUAGUACAAAUUUGGGCUAAUAAGUGCUGGAUUAUUGUCAUUAUGUAAUGAUUGUUCACACUAUAACUUUAAUGAAAAAAAGGAAAGGCAUUUAAGGGCUAAUGUAAAUAAAUCAUGUCAAGUAGAUUUGAAAUGGAAAUAUUUUCAAAUAAAUCUGUCUUCACGUUUACGCAUCA
Messenger RNA from Plectropomus leopardus (leopard coralgrouper), 3694 nucleotides. RefSeq names its product dehydrogenase E1 and transketolase domain containing 1 (gene dhtkd1). Gene Ontology annotation, molecular function: oxidoreductase activity, acting on the aldehyde or oxo group of donors, disulfide as acceptor; thiamine pyrophosphate binding. The record is from RefSeq and is a predicted model, not a curated record. Lineage: Eukaryota; Metazoa; Chordata; Actinopteri; Perciformes; Serranidae.